AUGGAAUUUUUAAAAAGUUUUGAUUUGGAUGACGACAUAGAAUUCGUUGAGACAUUCUUCAAUGUUGUGCAACACGUUCACGCCGAAGAAAGUUCGAAUGCAGUGCGUACAAGGGCGGUCGUCAAUCGUGAUCGCCAAGCUGCACACGACUUAUUGGUACGUGAUUACUUUGCCGAUAAUUGUCUUUAUAAUGACGACUCAUUCGAACGUCGUUUCCGUCUGAAUAAGGCUAUAUUUUUACGUAUUAGUAAUGUUUUAGAAUCUCGUUAUGAUUUUUUCAAACAAAAACCCGAUGCUAGAGGAAGAAUGGGUUUUAGUAGUAUACAAAAAUGUGUGGCUGCUCUUAGGUAUUUAGGAUACGGUAUAGCAUUUGAUGCAUCUGACGAAUACUUGAAAGUAUCCGAGAGGACCGCAGUUGAAUGCAUAGAUUGGUUUUCUGCAUGUGUUUAUGAGGUUUUUCACGAAGAAUAUUUGCGUAAACCUACUCAACGUGAUAUUGAGAGAUUAUAUUCAGCUCAUGAAGAGAGGCAUGGAUUUCCUGGUAUGCUUGGCAGUCUAGAUUGUACGCAUGUGGCUUGGGAAAAAUGUCCAACUGCAUGGCGUGGUCAGUUCACUCGAGAAGAUAUAGGUGAACCAACUAUCAUCCUAGAAGCUGUUGCAUCUCAAGAUUUGUGGAUAUGA
Lactuca sativa (garden lettuce) is the source of this 681-nucleotide messenger RNA. RefSeq lists its product as uncharacterized. Lineage: Eukaryota; Viridiplantae; Streptophyta; Magnoliopsida; Asterales; Asteraceae. The record is from RefSeq and is a predicted model, not a curated record.